AUGCCACUGAGAGCCUUGCGCCCCGGAAGGAGUGACAAGGACCUCAAGCGACGCAGCACUCUGGAUCCGGCCAACCUCUUCAGGCGCGGCGAACAGGCCCCCCACGGCAUCAGAUCCGCCGAGAACCUCGCUCCAGACCGCGGCAUAAGAUCCAGUGAUGGGCUCCGCCCCCAGACCCAGCAGUCGCAUCCCGUCUGGCUGGUCGACACCGAACCGCCUCCCUCGCCGCCUGUCCAAGAGCACAACACCAUGACGCGUCGCUUCAGUAAGCUGAGGUCGCGUCACGCCUCGGAUCCCCAGCUGUCGGCCAAGGCCAGGGAGCAGGCCGCUGCCGACGCUGCCGCAGCUGCUCCUCCGGUCCCAACAAUGCCAGCAGCCCCUGCUAUUAUCAUGACCGCGCCGACCAUGGAGUCGCCCACGCAGAACCCUCCGACGAAAAAGAAGAACAAAUUUCCUACGUUGACUAAAAGAAGACUCUCUUUCGAACCGACUGCCGAGGAAUCCAUACCGCGCAAAUCGACCGAAAAGAAACACUUUGGAAGCAACGGCCGAAAAACUAUAUUCGGCGGACUGGAGCAUCUUCAGGACGAACCUGGUCGCCUCUCGACCAGCUCGGCGCGUGAUCUUCCGACUAUGACGGGCAGCGAGGCGAAUCAUGCGUUGCGUCCUGUCGGUGGCAGACUGUCUGACGGUUCGUCGCGGUCUAUCGAAAGCACUGGAGAACACAGGAAACCAGUCUUGAACACAUCGCAUUCGACCUUCUUCCGUUUGUCGAGGAAGAACAAGGAACAAAACCGCAAGUCGCUGUUUCCGCUUCCCGUCAAGAUCCCCGCACCACCAGAGUUCCCCGAUACGGCCCCCGCUACACCCCGCGCGUCUACUAGUGCCGUCAGCGUUCCCUCUCCUCACCAAUCACCGGAUGGCACAUACAGCCCUCCUCUGACCGCCAUUCAUCGAUCAAACACCGACGGAAGCGCGCACCCCGACCAGUCGCCUACGCAUUCAGCGCUUGCUUCCGUAGUGAAUGUGAAUGGGGCCCCUCUCAUUAGGAAUGACUCAACGACAUCCGCACAUUCUGCCAGGUCAACGCCUUCGCUCGCUCCUCCCGUGCGCUUGGGCCGACGUGGUAGAUCUUCAACUGUGGGGUCAGUUGAGGGGCGCAUAGAUGAUGGCCCGCCUCCUACCCCACCACAGUAUGGACGACAUUCGACGUCGACUACAGGCCGGACCAGUUUCAGUAACUUGUUCGGUCUCGGCAACCGUUUCCGUCAAAACUCCGAACCGCAGUCGCCACGCCAUGGAUCUCCAGGUCAAGGUAUGACCUCCGGAAGGGGCUCGCACUCUACCUCUAUGAACAUCAGUCGCGAAACGUUGGCGGUUCCCCCAAGGGAAGAGGGCGAACCUCCUGGCAGAUACCUUGAGCGCCUGGAAGAGAUAAUGCCGCGAAGCACAAUUGCAGCCGUGGUUGCGAAAUCCGGGGACGAAUUCUCUCUGGCUGUAUUAAGAAGUUAUAUGCGAAGAUUCAUGUUCUUUGGUGAUCCCAUAGACAUGGCACUCAGAAAGUUGUUGAUGGAGGUCGAACUCCCGCGCGAGACUCAGCAAAUUGACAGGGUUCUUCAAGGCUUUGCGGAUCGCUAUCAUGAGUGUAACCCGGGCAUUUUCGUCUCACCUGAGGAAGCUUACUUCAUCGCUUUUUCGAUCGUGCUUCUGAAUUCAGAUUUCUUCAAUCCGAAUAACAAGCGCAAGAUGCAGAAGCCUGACUACAUCAAAAAUUGCAAUGGAACCAGCGCCUCGGAGGUAAACGAAGAUGUUCUUGCAACCAUUUACGAAAACAUCGUCUACACCCAAUUUAUCCACAUCGACGACGAAAUGGAUCUGCGUAACAUAGCCACAAGGGGGAAGAAGAAAAAGAUCAUCAAAAAUGCCGUCCAGGACCCUGCCAGGAGAGCGCAGAAGGAACCUAUCGAUCCCUAUACCCUAAUAUUCGAGAACAAGCUGGACGCUCUACGACCGCCAAUCAAGGAGGUCAUGCAGUUUGAGGAUCCCUACUGUUACCGCGGGACGGCGCAGUCUCUGGAUAUGAGAUCCCUCCACGACACGUUUGCGAAAUACGGUGUCAUACAAAUUGUGUCCGCCCGCUCGAGGCCAGAGGCUUUCAUGUCGCCGACAACUAUUGAAAAUCCCAAUGAUGCUCAGGCCGGAGUUGUGGAGAUGCCAGUGACAAAGGUGGGAAUCCUUUGGCGCAAGGACACGAAGAAGAAGGCAGCAAGAUCACCUUGGCAAGAAUGGGGAGUCGUCCUCACGCGAUCUAGUCUUUACUUUUUCAAGAGUCCUACCUGGGCCAGGAACUUGAUGCACCAACAUGAAAACAGAAACACCAGCAGUGGCGCGCCUGUUAUCUUCAAGCCCGCCGUGGAAGAUUUCAAGUCUGAUCAUACGGUGCCUAUGGAUUUGUGCGUGGCGGCCAUGGAUGCCAGUUACAGGAAACACAAGUACGCCUUCGUCAUUUUCGCCAAAGGCGGCGCAGAGGAGGUCUUCCUGGCGGACAACGAACCUGACAUGAACGAUUGGCUUGCCAAAAUCAACUACACGGCAGCCUUCGAGACGGCUGGUAUCCGGCCCAGGGGCCUGACGGGUGGCAACUACGAAGGCCAGCGGAAUCGUGGGAUUCGCCGGCUUGAGUCUUCGCAGUCGUCAAAAUCUAUACAAGGGCCUACUGGAGAGGUCACUAUCCAAAGUGGAAAGAUUGACAACCACCUUGCUCAGCAAAUCGCCAGCGCGCGCAGGGACAACAUUCAGCGUAAGGUCGAGGAAGCAGACGAGAGGCUGGGAAAUGCCGUAAAACAACUCGACAGCCGCCUCAGAGAUGCGCGACACCUGCAAGUCAUGGCUCCUAUCCAGCCUAGGACAAGAGAGCAUGUCAUGCAUGCGGCUGGGCGGAUGGCGGCUAGGUUGAAAUGGGUGCGCAUCGAUAUCUGCCGGAUGAAGUGCCAUCGGGACAUUCUUAUCAUGGAUUUGGAUGAAGAGAAAAGGGCCGCUGGUGAAAGCCAAUUGAGGAACAAGGAGAUUGCGGACUCAGCAACGCCUGCAACAUCAUCACCGGCACCCACUGCGCCACCCUCCCGGUCGUCGAGACUUGGUAGUCUUGUGAGGUUAAACUCAAAGGCGAGCUCCGCAACUGCUCGACCACAGACGUCUCCCAAUCCCCCUCCACCGGAGAUUGUGCCUCCUCGGGAACCCGAGCAAGAAAAGGAUGACGAUGUUUUCAGCACGCCCGAGAACUCUCCGCAGUCCAGCCCAGGACACCCGCCUACUGACUGGGUAAUUCCACCCAUGUCCUUCAGUCCGCUGAGCGAACCAAGACAUUCCUUGAUCAUGUCGAAGGUAGAAAACCCCGACCACCGUCCUUCUGUAUCCACAACUGGCGAUCAGGAAGGAUCAGAGGUGGGCUCGAAACACCGCAGCGGUAGCAUUUCCGAUGCCGAUCACAGCCAUCCCCGCAACCAAAGCACUACCUCGAUGAACUUGGACGGCCGUCCGUCGACUCCCGAAAAUGGAGAACAAAACCCAGCCGGGAGCCCUGAUUCGCGCGCCAAAAUGCGCCGCAGCAUGCACCGCACCCUUCGUGAUCCGCACACUUCUGGGGGGCACCGUCGUAGCGGCAAAGGAAAAGAGUCCUCAUCGACUAUCAUGUCUGAGGAUACAGCGGAUAAAGGGCCUGAAGUCCUUCCACGCGCUCACGGAAGUUUCACCGUUCACGGCAAGAAGGCAUCUGUGAUCACGUUCGGCUCGGAAUGGCAAGAUUUGUCUGCUGAGGAGCGCCUCAAGCUGCGCAAGCAGGCCUUGGAGGAUGGGAAAAGGCUUGAAAUCCCAACUGCUCACGAGGAUGACCGGUCAGUCAACGGCACUGAAGGCGCACCGUCGAUUUCAACCGCCUCGGAGAGCGCGCAUACUAUCACCAGCAAGCCAAUGGUAGAAAAGGAGGGCGGAGUUGGACUGAAGCCGGCACCGCUCGACCAGCGAUGGAACCAUCUCUCGGCUCCCGGGCAACAACAGUCUACAAACGCCGCCUCGAGCAUCAAUACCAGGCCCUCUGUCGAGGAUCUGUCCCCCACGACGAAGGAGUUCCCGAAAGAGGCCAAGGAUGGCGAUGCCAAGGACGAGGAAGAGGGGCAGGCGGGAGGCCCUGAUCCCGCGAUAAUCAGCACACAGCCGCAAGCCGUAGGGGCUUGA
This is a messenger RNA of Aplosporella prunicola CBS 121167, 4233 nucleotides long. RefSeq lists its product as uncharacterized. NCBI's taxonomy places the organism in Eukaryota, Fungi, Ascomycota, Dothideomycetes, Botryosphaeriales, Aplosporellaceae. The transcript has 3 exons. Gene Ontology annotation, biological process: regulation of ARF protein signal transduction. The record is from RefSeq and is a predicted model, not a curated record. Bases 1 to 4233 code for a protein of 1410 amino acids. Gene Ontology annotation, molecular function: guanyl-nucleotide exchange factor activity.